AGGUUAGAUUCUGAUGACAAUAAUGGACUCGCAGCGCAGUAGACCCCAUUCAAUGAAAAGAUGGCUGGUCCUCGUGGGAUUAUUCGCCGUCGGAUAUUUCGACAUCGGAUCGAUAAAAUCACUCGGCGUCAUCCUGGAGGAAAUGGCAAACGAAUUCCAAACGUCAAUUGGUGUCGUCGGACUUGCGAUUGGACUAUCUCAUAGCGUUGCACAAUUCUUUGCGGUGAUGAAUAUUCCCCUUCUUAAGAAGUUUUCAGCCGGUAAACUCGUCUUCGCAGGCAGUGUCAUAGCUGGUACAGGAUUCAGCCUAAUGUGUUUUGCAACAGCUUGGGUACAUUUUCUUCUACUAAUGAUCUUAGUAGGGUUUGGUUAUAGCGUAGUCAUCCUUCCUGCCCAGAUCAGUGUGAUCUAUUACUUUCCAGAUCACUUUGAGAUUGCCUCUACCAUUGUCCUCCUCGGCAGUGGUGUUGGUAUGAUGACACUCCCAUUACUUACAGAACUUCUCGACGAGGUUUACUCCUGGCGAGGAGCUAUUCUUGUCAUAGGGGCCUUGAACCUACACUCCUGUGUAACGGCGUUGCUUAUGAUGACCAGUGAUCAUCAGCAUGCUGAACCAAAGGUCAGAUCGGCAAAAUCACACUCAUCACAGGUUAAUGAAGACCCCGAAUUAACAGUAUCCUUGAUAAAUGAACGAGAUGCGUUUGGUCCCGGAAGUGAAGAUGGUGUUGACGCCGAUGGUAAUGAUUACGAUGGCGGUGGUGAUGGUGAUGGUCGUGGGGGUGGUGGUGGUCGUCGUGGUGGUGGUGACGGGGUGAAAGAUGGUUGGAAUGAAGAUGGGUUCUUCCAUUCUAUCAUCAAGAUCGCAAGAAAGAUGUUUCUGGAUACAUUUGACCUAAAACUCCUCUAUGAAUACCCUCGCUUCACCAUAUUCUGCCUGGCCGAGGUGGCUUCUGCCGUCAGCUACUAUGGUUGGAUUGUAUUCUUGAUCCCAAAUGCCGAAGCCAAGGGUAUCCUUCCCGACAGAGCAGUCUUACUUGCAACCGUUGGUGGGACUGCGAACAUCUCUGGAAGACUCACCAUGGGACUCCUUUCUGCCCGAUUCAACAUUAGACCACAGAUCAUCUACAGUUUGGUCUGCAUCCUGUCGGCAGCGGCGUACUUUUACAAUUCCUUCACCAAGCGUUUCCUCGUUCUUGGCUGUUUAGCGGCCGUGAAUGCCUUUGCAGGGGGGGUGAAGGUCAUCAGUGCUACACUGCUUUCCAAGAGCAGUGUCCCAGAAGAAAGAUUUCCAUCUGCAAUGAUUUUAGUAUCACUGAUCUUUGGUUUAGGAGAGUCAUUCGCCGGUUUUAUCAUUGGUGCUGCGUACAAUGCCACCGAAUCAUUUGAUAUCAUGUUCUGUAUACUUGGAGUUGCCAGUUUAAUUGAAUCAUGUCUCGUCAUUUCUCCGAUCAUCAUGGAUUUGAUAAUCGCCAUCAUCACCGUCAAAAGGACAUAAUAUGUGUAUUUUAUAUACAAAUAAUGCAGAGUUUCGAGUAUGAUGGUCCGUGCGAUACAGCGUCCGUAGGUGUAUUUAGAACAUGUAGAAUGCGCUUUUACAUUAACAUUGCCAAUACCCGAGAUGCUUGCAUUGCCACUAACGUACCGACUUUAAAUCCUCUAAAUUAUUUGUUUUAUAACACUGGUAGGCAACCAAUGAAUCUGUGGAUAAUAUUUUCUCUUAAAGGGAUGCCCCUCCGUAUUUCCUCGGAUUAAUGCCCCAGUCGAUAGAGAGAAAAAGGUAGAGGACUAUUUUCUUUUAUUGAUUUUGAAUAUGUAAAGAAAUGAAUAGACAUCAACUGAAAUGUACUUCUCAAAUUUAUUUCAUUUGACUUUAAUAUUUGAAAACAUUACAGUAAAAUAAAAAUAAAUUCAGUCUGUAGGUUUCUAAAUCAUGAAGAUAACUGCAAUUCAAAUUAUAUUUGGAAUGUAACAAUCCAAUAAAUAUAUGAAAGUAGUUGAGUAAUAACAAAUAAUCAUGUAUAAUUAUAUGAACGAUGCAUUCAAGAGUAUAGUUUGGAAAGAAAUUAAUGACCGCGAGUGUAAUUAUUUUUAGGGAGGCUUAUCAAGAGAAAGAAGUCUACGGCAACACUCAUAGAUGGAUCAAUAUCACGAAUAUACAUAGACCUACAUGUACAUGAUGCCUCAGGAAUAUGCAACGUGAAUUGCUAAUGUUGUACUUAAAGGAAUUAGUAAAAACUGAUUUGACUUAAAAAAAUUCUGAGCCGCAAGUUAACAUUUGUCACAUGUGUCAGUAAUAUAUUGUAAAACCAAAGCCCAGACACACACCCACACUCACACACACACACACACACACACGUAAAACUGCACCUGAAAAUUAUUGUUUAGUGCUUUAAAGGUAUUAUUUAACUUUGUGAGCAGUCGAUUUAAAAAAUUCUCAAACCAAGAUGAAACAUGUAUAACAUGUACUAGAACUAAAAAAACCUGAAAACAACCAUUAUUGAGAAUGAAAAGCUAAAAAUACAAAGCAAACCCUGAUUUUGUAAUUAGGCGUCUUAAAUACACUUAAAUAGAACACACAAGUGUAUGGGAUGAAAUUAAGAUGGUGUUUCCGGUCACUUUAUGUUUCACUUUUUAAAGCACUAAUUAAUGAUUUUCGGACGCGAUUUUUUCUGGGCUUCAUUUUUGUAACAUGUCACAGACACAGGUGACAAGUGUGACCUUCUAGCGCAGAUGUCUUAAAAUUCAAAUCAAUGUUAGCCAAUCACUUUAAAGAAGUAAAACAUGAAGUGAGUGGAAACACCAUUCCCAACUUUAUUCCAUAAAAUGUAUUUGUUACUCCCCAGUAAAUGAAUCACAUUAUUUUUUUUUUCAGUCACAGGUAUUUUCAUUCGAAAUGUUCUUUUCAUUUUACUGAUUUUUCCCGAGAUCUGCUGUCUUGAAAGUGUCUUCACGACAUUUCUUCUUCCAUGGUCCUUUUGUUAUCCAUACCACCUAUAUUAAAUACAACACACUUCAAGGUUCUGGAUUUAAGGCCUUUAUAACGGAAGCGUCGUGGUGUAGCAGGUUCUGCAUGACUCUCGCCUUGUUAUCAGAUGGCCAAGUGUUCGAAUCCCACCGCGGCCUAGCGUCCUUUGGCAAGGCAUCGACCCAAACUAUGUCGCUCUCCAUCCAGCUGUUAAAGAGAUAUACGGUAGGAUGCAAAAGCCUAUGUAGUAUUGCAUAGAAAUUGAAAAUAAAAACGAUUUUUGAAAUCCCAAUGCUCACGAGCAUGACCAUGGAGUCAAGAAAGUGCGGGUAUGCCAGGAUCCGAUGACCGGGGUAAUAGUACAGUAUCUAUAAAGCGCUUAGAGAUGCCGCUCCGAUGUAUAACCGCUAUAUGAAAUCGGAAUUUCAUUGUUAUUUUUAUUAGUAGUAAAAUGGUAUCCGAUGUCUUUAAGAAGGGAUAUUGAUGUAGUUUUUUUCUGGAUCUUCGAUGUCGGCGUAUACCUGCUCAUCAGCGCUUCUUCCAGUCAUCUUAAGACAUUGGUAUUCAUCAGCGCUGCUCCCAGUCACCUUAAGACCCUGGUAUUCGUGCCUGACUCCACUUUGUUGAGGUAGCUCGUAAUGGGAGCUCUUUGGGUCGCUUCCUCUUGCUCCUCCUCCCCCUGCUCUUAUUGGGGCAGCACGUAAGUGAGACAGGUCCUGCUUCUUCUGCUUCCACUUGCUGUUUGUAAAAAGAAUCGGGAUGAUUUUCUUUUAAUAGUAUACUGUAAGUUUGAAGGAUGGGGCAGAAUCCCAUGAUAACAGAAAUACAUGGAAAUAUUAAAGAAAUAUCUAUUUUAAAAAAAUCUGUAAAUAAUUGUGGAGUGAUUACUUGAAAUGCAACGGAAGUUGAUAUGAAAUAUGCCCACCUUUUGCCUCAUUUAGCUGAAAUUAUAUUUCUUAAUUUAUCUGAAAAUUUGGUUCAUAAAGAGUUUAUAUAACCAUAAUUAUAUACAUGUUGUGUUAGACCAGUAAGACGAAAUUUGUAUAGCCUAAAUAGAAUUAGGACAAGAAGGUAAAUAGGUUUUAUGGCAAUAUACUCAAAUGGUAAGUAGACGAUCUGGUUGUAGACGAUCGAACAUGGAGUACUAUAUUUUCCAUUUGCGGGGGUGAGACGAAACGGAAAGUAGGCCUACACGAAGCGGUGAAAGACCAACCGGAAAUUUAUAGCUAAACAAUCUUGAUACCAGAAUCAUGAUAAAAUGUAAGGCAUCUAGUAUUGGUCCUGCUGGCCUACGUUGACAAAAGGGAACAAGUGUAAAAACUUAUGAUAAUCGAUCAAAGAGCUAUUUUUUGUAAUUUACAUUGACACCGACUAGUACGUUGAUUAAUUAGCCACCAUUCAUAGCAGCAUUCGCAUUUUUCUGUCAAAUUUCGUCCGGUAGAGGUUAUCAUUUUUUUUUGUACCACAUAAAGUAAUCUGUUUCGGUUGAUAUGUCACUUUUUUGUCACAUACCCAUUUAGAUCUUUGCCUCUUCGCUCGCAUACGUCAAAGUAGGCCAGCAUAGAUUCACCAACACUACAUGCAAACCUUACUCUAAUUGAAUUCACAUGAUUCUAGUAUUAACAAGCAGUUUAUCAAUAUUUUUUUACUGUAAAUUUCCGCAUUAGACUUUAUUUCAAAUUUAGGGACAAAUAUGAUAGAAAAUAAAGGUCAGCGAAAUCU
Messenger RNA from Lytechinus pictus (painted urchin), 4687 nucleotides. Its product is annotated as monocarboxylate transporter 3-like. Lineage: Eukaryota; Metazoa; Echinodermata; Echinoidea; Temnopleuroida; Toxopneustidae. Gene Ontology annotation, molecular function: monocarboxylic acid transmembrane transporter activity. The record is from RefSeq and is a predicted model, not a curated record. Gene Ontology annotation, cellular component: membrane. Gene Ontology annotation, biological process: transmembrane transport. The transcript has 5 exons. Bases 14 to 1495 code for a protein of 493 amino acids.